AUGCCUAGUAUUAGAAAAUAUCGACGUGACACUACCGAAGUUAGCUGUUGCCUUAAAUAUGUUAUUUUUGGAGUGAAUGUCCUUUUUUGGUUUCUUGGACUUAUUGUACUAGCGGUGGGUAUUUGGGCAUGGACUGAAAAGGACACCUUUAGUAAUCUUUCAAGACUCACAAACAUUGCAUUAGAUCCAGCUUUUAUAUUUAUAUGUUGUGGAACAAUUACAUUCAUUAUUGGGUUUACUGGUUGCAUUGGAGCAUUGCGUGAGAACACAUGUUUGCUAGCUUGUUAUGCUGUUUUUCUUGCCUUAUUGCUGCUUGCUGAAAUGACAGCUGGCAUAUUAUUCUUCGUCUUCAAAGAUUGGAUUAAAACCCAAGCCACAACUGGAUUUCAAACAUUUAUCACUCACUACAGAGAGGAUCCUGACCAACAAAACUUAAUUGACUGGAUUCAAGAAGAAUGGUUACAAUGCUGUGGGGUAGAAGGUCCUCGUGACUGGGACAGGAACGCCUACUUCAAUUGCUCAAGCGGCGUUGUUGGUUCGCGAGAGGCUUGCGGGGUUCCUUUCAGCUGUUGCCGCACGAAACCGCAAGAUAUUAUACGCAACAAACAGUGCGGUUAUGACGUUAGGAAGCCGACUUAUCAAGUAAGCGAACACGUAAUACACGAGCGAGGUUGUUUGGUAGCGGGUGAAGAUUGGCUCCAACGACAUUUUGCGCCCGUGGCAGCUUCAGUCUUAGGACCAUUAGCGUUGCAGAAUUAUGAUAUAGCUAAGAUAAUAUAUGAAAAAGGAUGUUUAGAGGCUGCUGAAGAAUGGUUUGAUCACAAUUUGUUGGUAGUUGCUACUUCUGCUGUUUGCACUGCUUUUGCACAAAUUCUUGGAAUAUGUUUUGCACAGAAUCUCCGAGCUGACAUAUUCGCGCAAAAGUCAAAAUGGCACUGA
Molecule: messenger RNA, 939 nt
Organism: Pieris macdunnoughi
Lineage: Eukaryota; Metazoa; Arthropoda; Insecta; Lepidoptera; Pieridae
Source: the annotation of a GenBank genome assembly